Messenger RNA from Fusarium coffeatum, 996 nucleotides. RefSeq lists its product as uncharacterized. NCBI's taxonomy places the organism in Eukaryota, Fungi, Ascomycota, Sordariomycetes, Hypocreales, Nectriaceae. The record is from RefSeq and is a predicted model, not a curated record. The coding region runs from base 1 to 996 and encodes 331 amino acids. The transcript has a single exon.
AUGACUGAGACCGAGACCGUGACUGCCGUAGAGUCGCCCGCCGAGGCCAUCGUCAUUCCCUCGGCGGAGCCCGUUGUCGCCGACUCUCCUCCGGUCGCCGACCAUAAAACCACAAAGAAAGAUGAAGUUACAGAAAAGAAUUCAACAAGGAAAACCAGUCCUCUUGCGCGACUUCUCAAGUCGCCUGCAGCUCUCGAUGACUUCAUUCUACACCUUCAUCGUGUCAUUCGCACGCGCCAGGGCACAGAUACUGUCCUUCUCUUCACAACUUAUGUCGCUCGUUUGAUCGGAGCCAUUCUCGACAUUCUCGGCCGGACUACUCUUCGUCACUCGGCUCGUAAGAUUGUCGAGAUGGCAUUUAAGAUACCACCUUCGACUUCUGUCGUAUUGUCCACUGCGACUGCGCCGCCUCUUGCGACGCUGGCUCUCGGCCUGUCGAGAAAUAUCCAGGGUUUCACAAACAUGAUGGGCGAGUGGCGCACCAUGAACCGUUUCUGGGGUAUCAUUGGAACAUAUCUCGAGGCCAGAGAUCUUGUCCUGCGCUUGCGUGGUGAAGCGGUUGACGAGAAGGGUCAAAAGCUAGCUGCUCCCAACAAGGUCAACGUCGCUUUCAUGACCGUCCAGAUUCUCUGCAACUUCGUCUAUAACAUCGGCGAGGGAGCCUGUUGGUUGACAUGCAAGGGCGCAACCAACUUGUCAGAGAAGACCAGUGCAAAGCUCGGUUUAUAUGCUGCUCGCUCAUGGAGUGUCUGGGUCGCUCUUGAGCUUGUUCGUUUGCUGGUUGAACGUGCACGCAGGACGCCCAGCGGCGAUGUCACCGCUGAGGAGGAGUGGAAGUCGGAUUGGAAGGCUAACUUCAUUGCCACUCUUCCCUGGAUGCCUCUGUCGGCUCACUGGGGCACUGAGCAGGGUCUCAUGCCUGAGAUUGCGGUCGCGACUAUUGCUACAUUGCCAGCGACCAAGAUGAUGAAAGAUCUGUGGCGUCAAACAGCUUAG